Messenger RNA from Telopea speciosissima, 3542 nucleotides. Its product is annotated as pre-mRNA-processing protein 40A-like. The record is from RefSeq and is a predicted model, not a curated record. NCBI's taxonomy places the organism in Eukaryota, Viridiplantae, Streptophyta, Magnoliopsida, Proteales, Proteaceae. Gene Ontology annotation, cellular component: U2-type prespliceosome; U1 snRNP. Gene Ontology annotation, biological process: mRNA cis splicing, via spliceosome. The transcript is spliced from 30 exons. Gene Ontology annotation, molecular function: protein binding; RNA binding. The coding region runs from base 139 to 3294 and encodes 1051 amino acids.
GGUUUUAGGGUUUGUCGACACUUCGACGGAGAGGGAGCUCCAUACAAUAAGAGGAAAAGAUUCUCGGUCGGUCUAAAGUUGGCGUUGGGAUUUCGCUGACUUUGUUUUCAGAGUACAAACUUCCAGGUUUUGGGGGAAAUGGCGAAUAACCCUCAAUCUUCUGCGGCACAGCCACUUCGACCACCGCCUAUAGUAGGAUCCGCUGGUCCUCCUCAAAAUUUUGCUCCAUCCAUGUCUAUGCAAUUCCGCCCUAUGAUGCCAGCGCAGCAGCAAGGACAGCCUUUUAUGUCUGCUGGUUCGCAACAGUUUCGGCCCGUUGGGCAAGGUGUUCAUAUGUCGAACGUUGGAAUGCAGCAUACUGCGCAAGGUCAGCAGCUUCAGUAUUCUCAACCAACCCAGCAGUUGCCUCCAAGGCCUGGCCAACCUGGUCAUGGUAUGCCACCUUCAUCACAGGCAAUUCCGAUGCCCUUUACCUUUUCAUCUGUGUCACCGCAGCCUCAGCAAAACGUACAGCCUAUGGCUAAUCCUAUGAGCGGUGUAGCUGGUAGCAUUGGAAUCCCUCUUUCCUCGGGUUACACUUUUACUCAAUCAUCUUAUGGCCAGCUACAAAGCAACGUUAAUCCCUCUAACCAGUACCAGCCAAUAUCUCAGAUGCAUGCACCUAACAUACCAACUAGUGCUGGGGGGCAACCUUGGCUCACUUCUGCAGGCCAGAGUGUGCCUCUUGUUACGCCUGUCCAGCAAACUGCUCAACAACAACCUGUGGUAACGGCUGCCUCUGUUCAGGCAACAAAUGCUCAACCAGACUCCAGUCAACAGUCUGCAUCAGAUUGGCAAGAACAUACAUCUGCUGAUGGGAGAAGAUAUUAUUACAACAAGAAAACAAGACAGUCUAGUUGGGAGAAGCCUUUAGAAUUAAUGACACCUAUUGAGAGGGCAGAUGCGUCCACUGUCUGGAAGGAAUUUACAACUCCAGAGGGCAGGAAGUAUUACUACAACAAGGUCACUAAGCAAUCAAAAUGGACAAUACCUGAUGAACUGAGGUCAGCUCGUGAACAGGCUGAAAAGACUGCUAGUCAGGGUCUACAGUCAGACGCUAAUGUGGCUUCUAACUCCUCGUCUUCUGUCGCUGUUACUUCAGCUGAGCCACCAUCUGCUGUGGGAAUUUCAAUUAGCUCUUCCUCCACUGUCGCAACUUCAGGGGUAGCAUCAAGCCCGGUUCCAGUGACACCUAUUGUUUCUUUAAAUCCACUCCCUGUUGUGACUUCUGGAUCACCUGCUAUUUCUGCUAUACCUUCUGGUGCUACAUCAAAUGUAGUUGGGAUUCCCUCUCCUGCGGCAGCUGUCACUCCUUUACAAUCUACCUUUUCAGGGGGUGCUGGGGCUCCUCUUGAUUUGGUCAAUGCGACGACUCCAACAACCAACUUGGAGAAUGUAUCUCAAGGUAUUGCAACUUCGAUGGAUGGUGCUUCUGUUCAGGAUUUGGAGGAGGCCAAAAAGGGCAUGGCGGGUGCUGGUAAGAUCAAUGUUACUCCUAUGGAGGAAAAAACUGUUGAUGAUGAACCAUUGGUUUAUGCUACUAAGCAAGAGGCAAAAAAUGCUUUUAAAGCAGUCUUGGAAUCUGUAAAUGUUGAGUCUGACUGGACUUGGGAACAGACUAUGAGAAUUAUAAUUAAUGAUAAAAGAUAUGGUGCUCUGAAAACCCUUGGGGAGCGAAAGCAAGCUUUUAAUGAGUACCUGGGCCAAAGGAAAAAGCAGGAGGCUGAGGAGAGGCGCAUUAGACAGAAGAAAGCAAGGGAAGAAUUCACAAAAAUGUUGGAAGAGUCAGAAGAGCUCACAUCAUCCACAAGAUGGAGCAAAGUGAUAAGCAUGUUUGAGGAUGAUGAGAGGUUCAAGGCUGUUGAGCGAGCUAGAGACCGUGAGGAUCUUUUUGAAAACUAUUUGGUGGAACUUCAGAAAAAGGAACGAGCUAAAGCUCAGGAGGAGCAAAAGCGGAAUAUAAUGGAGUUCAGGCAAUUUCUGGAAUCUUGUGACUUUAUUAAAGCAAACAGUCAGUGGCGUAAAGUUCAAGAUCGCCUAGAGGAUGAUGAAAGAUGUUCUCGCCUUGAAAAGAUAGAUCGCUUGGAAAUUUUUCAGGAAUACAUACGUGACUUGGAAAAGGAAGAAGAGGAGCAGAAGAAGAUUCAGAAGGAACAACAGAGACGAAUUGAGAGAAAAAACCGUGAUGAAUUCCGUAAGUUGCUGGAAGGACAUGUUGCUGAUGGGAUGCUUACAGCUAAAACUCGUUGGCGUGACUAUUUUAUGAAGGUUAAAGACUUACCUGCAUAUAUAGCAGUGUCAUCAAACGCCUCUGGUUCUACGCCUAAAGAUUUGUUUGAGGAUGUUGUUGAGGAAUUAGAGAAACAGUAUCAUGAAGACAAGACUCGAAUAAAGGAUGGAAUGAAGUUAGGAAAGAUAAAUAUUGCAUCAUCGUGGGCUCUUGAAGACUUUAAGGCUUCUAUUACCGAGGUUGUAGUUUCUCACGCCGUAUCAGAUAUCAACUUGAAGCUUAUAUUUGAGGAAUUAAUUGAAAGGAUCAAGGAGAAGGAGGAGAAAGAAGCCAAAAAGCGUCAACGUUUAGCAGAUGAUUUCACUGACCUGUUACAUUCUAUCAAGGAAAUAACUGCAUCUUCGGAAUGGGAAGAGUCUAAAUCAAUUUUUGAAGAUAGUCAAGAAUAUAGAGCAAUUGGAGAAGAGAACUUCAGGAGGGAGAUCUUUGAGGAGUAUGUGACACGUUUGCAAGAAAAGGCAAAAGAGAGAGAGCGCAAGAGAGAGGAGGAAAAGGCCAAAAAAGAAAAAGAAAGAGAGGAGAAAGAGAAGAGGAAGGAGAAAGAGAGAAAGGAAAAAGAGAGAGAACGUGAAAGGGACAAGGGAAAGGAACGAUCUAAGAAGAAUGAAACAGAAAAUGAAAUCGUCGAUAUAACUGACAAUUAUGUCUCAAAAGAGGAAAAAAAGAGGGAGAAAGACAAAGACAGGAAACACCGGAAGCGACAUCAUAAUACAGCAGAUGAUGUUAGCUCUGAAAAAGAUGAGAAGGAAGAGCCUAAAAAGUCCCGUAGGCAUAGCAGUGAUAGGAAAAAAUCGAGGAAGCAUGCAUACUCUCCGGAAACAGAUAGUGAAAGCAGGCAUAAGAGACAUAAGAGAGAUCACAGGGAUAGUUCCCGUAGAAAUGGUGGUUAUGAGGAACUUGAAGAUGGGGAGCUUGGAGAGGACGGGGAAAUCAGAUCGCGAGGAUACACCAGAAAUGAUGAUUAAAGAUGCAUAGAAGUAUGAGUCUGAAAGGUUGCAGCAGAUAAGGUAAUGUGAUUUUUGCUCAGAAAUUCUCUCUGACCCAAGACCCUGAAGAUGAUUUUAUUUUGCAUUUUAUACAGGCUAUGGGUGAUUAUCUUGGAAAUUUUGCAAUCAAUUUGUUUGUUGAGGGAGAUGAAGGUUGUACAACUGCUUUAAGAAAUGAGCUCAGUAAAAUGCUUAUUGUCAGUCUAUCUAUAAUGACCAUGUGGAAA